CUGCCCGGCUGCUUCUACUAUUUCCGAGUCCUCCGAGUCUUCUAAUCGUCUCCAAGUAAGUUUCUUUCAUUCCUUCUCUGAGUCAUGUCAGACCGUGAGGAUAGUCAGAACCCCUCCGUUCAUUCUUAUGGUUCUGGCGGCCGGUCUCCCACCUUUGGUUCCUCUUCUUCUUCUUCAUCCUCCGACUCUGAGCACCCGGCUACUUCUCCACAGAAGAAGCCGGUUGAUGCUUCCACUUGCGCUCCCUCUUCUUCCGCGGCGCAAGUGGUCUCGGUUGCCCAGUCCGGGGACAAGGGCCUCAUUCAGCUAGACGAUCGGUUGCUCCAAGAGCAACCGUCGUACAUGCAGAAACCCCAAGUCCACGAACUGCGUAAUCUGAUGCCUGAUGGGUAUCAAUUGACCUACCGGGCAACGUGGAAGAGCAUUAUACCUCUCCAUGCCGGCACGUCGAUUGGGAUCCAUUACCAUUCGAUCAAGGACUUGGGUGAGUUCUCUAUUCACCCAUUCAAAGUCCUUUUCCUUGAGACCUACGGGAUCAUGCCCGGGCAGCUGGCCCCUAAUGGUCACCGUUUGUUAUGCAGCUUUAUCAACGUCUGCCGGUUUCUUCGUAUUCCUCUUUCUCUUCGCCUCUUUGAUUAUAUGUUCGAUGUUUGGCCCGGGUCCAAGGAAACCCUUGGAUUCGUGGUGGUGUCUUCCCACCAAGGUCGAGCAUUCCUUUGUGGUCUUCCACCCUCCAACAAGAAGUGGAAAGACAAAUAUGUCAAACCAGUGGAGGCCGAUGACCUGGUUGCUUGGGAAGCCACUCUCCGGACCGGGGAUGCCUCCACCCGCGGUCUGUACCAUGUUGGGAAGUGGAGCGUCUACCCCGGCCGGGAGACCGACCCCGAACCGGAGAUUGUUCUGCCCGGGGUGAUCCCCGAAGCCAUCCCCAUCCGUCAGGCGAGGGGAUCCAAAGCCCCGGCCACUACCAAUGCCGGUCCUUCAUGCCCGGUGAAGAAGAAGGAGGAAGUGGUGAAGUUUCAAUCCAAGUUUGUCGUCCCCCAAAUCGUGGUUGAGGAGCCCUCCUCCGCUCAGCCACUCAUUCCUCCAUCCAGCCAACCACUCUUGAUGGAUGAUCUGCCGGCCCAGUCUCACCAAGGGACCAGCCAGCCGAUUCACUCGGGGGAGAUCUACUUCAACGUAGACACCUUCGAGUUCGACAAUCUGAUGGGUGAGACUGGGCAUACGUCCCAGGCGGGGGUGGGAGACCGGCCUAAUGAGGAAAGGGACGCCAAGGAGGAGACUUCUGGGGGGUCCCUUCAACGAAAGAAGCGGAAGACUAAGGAAGUCAACCAGCCUUCCCAUCAGGGGGCCCAGUCCUCCGAUGCCGGCAAGGGGCCGAUAGUGCCUCGUUCUCUUGCUCUAAUGUCCAGGUCAAACGAGGAGCUCUUCCGAGCAUUCCGUGCUGAUCUGAAUGAGGUCGGCCGGAUCGGGGAGGAGUACUUCGCCCAGCUGGUGAAGUCGAUGGAUGAGGAGAAGGCCCGGAUGGAGGCCAUGAUGGUCGAAUGCCGGAAGGAAGCCCAGGCUGCCCGGGCCAAGGCAGAGAAGAUAGAGGCCAAAUGGACAGAGCACUGUGCGGUUUACCGCCAGCUCUAUGCCAAGCACGAUGGUCUCCUCAAGGCUGCGAAAGAAGCCGAUGAGCAGGCCCAGGCCAAGAUCAAUCAGCUGGAGGCCGAAAAUGCCCGGUCAGCCGAGGAAAUCGCUCGGCUGGAAGAUGAGCUGCAGAAAGAGCAAUCGGAGCGUGCCGCCCUUGCUGCUGCCUGGGCCACUCAAACGCCUGAGGAGUUUGCUGUUAAGGCGUUGCCUGACCGGGAGACUGCCAUCCGUUUCUUCCAAGGCUUGUACAAGUACGAGGUCUCGGCCGGGAUCGUCGAUGAAAUCGGAACGUACGGCUUUGAAAGCGGCCAGUACUCGGAGCGGAAGGCCCUCUAUGGCAUCCUUCAGCAGAGGAUCCAAAGUUUUCAGCCAAAGGCUCUUUCUCUGCCCGAGCUGCACUCCGAGGCGCCUGAACCUCCCUUCCCGGGCAUCUGAUCCGUCCGGCCUUCCUUCCUCAUCUGAUUUUCUCUCUUCUUCUUUUUUUUAUAUGAUGUAAUGGUCUACCUCCGGGCACUUUUGUAUUUC
Cuscuta campestris is the source of this 2160-nucleotide messenger RNA. The record is from the annotation of a GenBank genome assembly. NCBI's taxonomy places the organism in Eukaryota, Viridiplantae, Streptophyta, Magnoliopsida, Solanales, Convolvulaceae.